Messenger RNA from Thamnophis sirtalis, 1986 nucleotides. Lineage: Eukaryota; Metazoa; Chordata; Lepidosauria; Squamata; Natricidae. The record is from RefSeq and is a predicted model, not a curated record.
AUGUCUGAGAAUCUCUGCAAUUUAUCAGAUAGUGCCAACUUACACCUGAAAUUUGAAUCGCUGGGAACACAGUUAGAGACUGAAAAAAGACAGCAUCAGCUGAAGAUUAUCACUGACAUGGGAGAGGGACUGAAGAUGGUGCUUAAAGGGAAAGAAAGAUUGGUGAAUGAUAAACUCAGCCUUCUUAGUAGUAACUGGAUUGCAGUAACUUCACGAGCUGAGGAAUGGCUUAAUUGGCUGCUGACAUAUCAGAAACAUAUGGAAACAUUUUUUCAAAAUGUUGCUAAUAUCACCACAUGGAUAUAUCAAACCGAAAUACUCUUGGAUGAAUCUGAAACCCAGAACCCUCAACAGAGAGCCAAUAUUCUAAAGUGCUUAAAAGGUGAGCUGAAUGAUAUGCAUCCAAAGGUAGACUCUGUUCGUGACCAGGCAAUUGACUUGAUGACAAACUAUGGAGGUCACUGCAGGAAAGUAAUAGAACCUAAACUGAUAGAGCUCAACCAACAGUUUACAACAGUAUCAGAAAGAAUUAAAUGUGAAAAGCCCUUCAUUUCGUUGAAGGAAUUGGAGCAGUUUAACUUUGACAUACAAAAAUUGCUUGAACCACUGGAGGCUGAAAUUCAGGAGGGGGUGAAUCUGAAAGAAGAAGAUUUCAAUAAAGAUAUGAAUGACAAUCAUGAGAGCACUAUAAAAGAACUGCUUCAGCGUGGAGAUAUGCUUAACCAAAUGAUCAAGGAUGAACAAAAAAGAGAAGAAAUAAAAAAGAAACAACAUUUGUUGCAAAACAGACAUAAUUCUCUCAAGGAUAUGAGAUCGCAAAGAAGGAAAAAAGCUUUGGAGAUUUCACAUCAGUGGUAUCAAUAUAAGAAGCAGGCAGAUGAUUUAAUGAAGUUCCUGGAUGACAUAGAAAAAAAAAUGUCAGUCCUCUCAGAUCCCAUAGAUGAACAUAAACUAAAGGAAAUUAAUCAAGAACUGGAGAAGAAGAUGGAAGAGCUGAAUGUGGUACAGAGGCAAGCUGAUCGCUUGUCUAAGGAUGGAGCUGCAAAAGCAGUGGAACCAACCCAAAUACAGCUCAGCAAGCGCUGGCAAGAUAUUGCGAGCAAAUUUGCUCAGUUUCGAAGACUCAACUAUGCGCAAAUUCAAACUGUUCAUGAGGAGACUACUGUACUGAUGACUGAAGGUAUGUCAAUGGAAACUUCUUAUGUGCCUUCUGCAUACCUGGCAGAGAUCCAACAGCUUCUACAAGCUUUGUCCACCUUGGAAAACUUCCUUAAUUCUCCUAUCCUUCAGGGAAAGGACUAUGAAAAUCUUGUUAGAAAAGAAAAUGAUCUCAAGAAAAUUAAGGAUACCAAAAGGAGAUAUUCAAAUCAAAUUGAAAUCAUUCAGAACAAAAAGCCUGCAGUUCUGAAAAGUCCCACACCUGGUGAAGCUAUGAAAAUUGAGGAAAAGCUGAUUCAACUUACUUCCCAAUGGGAAAAAGUUAAUAAGAUAUAUUGGGAUCGAUGGGCAAAAUUUGACAAAUCAUUGGAAAAAUGGAGAAAUUUCCAUCAUGAUAUGAAGAAUUUUAACCUCUGGCUAACUGAAAUAGAACAAACUUUAGCUAAAAUAAGAGUAGAAACUGAUGAUCCAAAUGUUUCUAAAAGCAUCCAGGAUCUUCAGGAUGACAUUGGGAGGCAGCAAGCUGUUGUCAGAACUUUGAACACCGUUGGAGAUGAGAUUAUUGAGCAAUCAUCAACAACAGAUGCCAGCAUUUUAAGAGAAAAAUUGGACAGCUUGAAUUUCCGAUGGAAGGAAGUCUGCAGGCAGUUGGCAGAGAGAAAAAAGAGAUUUGAUGAGGAACAGCAUCUUCUGGCAGAAUUACAGCAUAACUUCAAUAAGUUUAUUUUAUGGUUAAACGAAGCCAGCAGUGUUGUCAGCAUUCCAGCUGAGCCAGGAAAUGAAUAUCAAUUAAAAGCCACCCUUCAAAAAGUAAAGGGAAAAAAAUAA